AUCUCGAUAUAUCGAUAUAGAAUCAACAAUUAUAAUCGAUACGACUAUCGACUGCUUUGAGAAUUUGGUUUGGUUUUAUUUACUAAUAACAAUUAUUAAAAGAUGGGUCGCAACAAGGCCAAUAACAAGAAGGUGGCGCCUGCAGCGAAGCCGAAGACACAGCUAAACAAAUCAAAGAAGGCCAAGAAUGUGUUUAAAGUGGCCGACAACAGGAAGGGCAAGGGCAAAAAGCCCAAAGAAGUUCAGGGCAAGCUGAAGCAGAUCAAAGAAUCUGUCAAGGCCAAGCAGGAGAAGGUGGAUGCCACUCUCAAGACAUUGCAUAAGGACAUGGUGGUCAAGAAGCCGAAGCCAGCCGUGUCCCCCCUCAAGAACAAACGGAAGCCAGCUGCCAACACCGAGAAGGUCUCUGACACUUUGGGCAAGCUGAAGUUCUAACUGAAGACCGCCCCGCCCAAUGAUUUACAUAUAUGUAGUUAGUUCCCAUUCAUUGUUAGAGGCCUCGGCCGAAUGUUGCUAGUGCAAAUAUCAAACAAAUAUACGAUAGAUAUAUUGAC
This is a messenger RNA of Drosophila guanche, 554 nucleotides long. RefSeq lists its product as uncharacterized. The transcript has 3 exons. Bases 103 to 435 code for a protein of 110 amino acids. Lineage: Eukaryota; Metazoa; Arthropoda; Insecta; Diptera; Drosophilidae. The record is from RefSeq and is a predicted model, not a curated record.